AGAAAGAAAGAAAGAAAGAAAGAGCUCGCGUGUGAUGUGUUUGUGUAUCCUCAGUGUUUUUCUCUCUUAGGUGUAAACAGUCUUUUCUCUGUGUAUUUUAGCGUUUAGUGUAUUUUAGGACACUACAGUGUGUGACAGUAAUCAGGGCUUACAGGAUGAGGAAUCUACUGAUCAAACCUCCACAGAGUCUCUGGAUUCUGUCUGGAACAUAAGGAACAUAUGGACAUUAGGAACUUCAUGAUGAAGAUCAAAACUAAACCCAAAGAAAUAAAAACUAAAACUACAGAAAUAAAAACUGAACCUACAGAAAUAAAAACUGAACCUACAGAAAUAAAAACUGAACCUACAGAAGAGGAUCACACUAAGGCAGAUUAUAAUCAUGAUGAUUUUAUUCCUUCAGAUGUGAAGAGUGAAUUAUGUUUGGAUGGAGAAAUAACGUCCUUGACAUCAAAAGAGCGACGGACAUCACAAACUCUUUCCUGCAUCACCUGUGGAAAGACAAUGAGCUCAAAGGGACAUUUAGAAAGACAUAAGAAAAGACACAACGAGCAGAAACUCUUCCCCUGCAGGAUAUGUAAGAUCACCUUUAAUACCUUACAAGAGAAGAAACUUCAUUAUUCAAAAGUGCACACAGUGAGGCAGAAGAAACGACCGUUUCACUGUGAGCAUUGUGGGAAGGAUCUUUUUGCAACAACAUCUCAUAUUAAUGCUCACAUGAGGACACACACUGAUGAAAAGUCUUUCCACUGCACUGAAUGUGGCAAAUAUUUCAGCAGCAAAGGAAAUCUCAUUGUCCAUUUGAGACUUCACACAGGAGAAAAACCAUACGAGUGUCCUCACUGUGAGAAGAGAUUCAACCACAAACCUCAUCUGAAGACACAUGUGCUUUUACACACCAAUGAGAGACCGUAUCAAUGCAGUCAAUGUGACAAAGCCUUUAUACAUAAAUGUUCUUUCAAUUUACACCAAAAACUUCACUCGGGAGAGAAACUCCAUCAAUGUUCACUCUGUAAUAAACCUUUCUGUCAUAAAUCUCAGCUAAAAGACCAUGAGAGAGUUCACACUGGAGAGAAACCUUACGUCUGCUCGAUCUGUGGAGAGAGAUUCACUUAUUUAAAAACUCUAAAGAAUCAUCAGAAGAAACAAACUGAAGAACAAACUACACUGAAAUCAUCAUAGUGACUCAAUCUGUGAAAUUCAAUCAAUCCCAGAGUUCUCCAAACUGCAUUUUCCUGACUUCCUUUUAUAUUGCUUUUCAAGCUAUUUUGUUUGAACUUGAAAGGUCUGGGUUCAGUAUCCAUGGAGACGUUCAUCAGGGGCGGGUGUAAUAUUCAAAUUACAAUAGUUUUCAUCCGCCACAUUUAUCAACAGCUGUCAAUCGUACGACGGAAUUGGCCGCAUAUGAAAGUUUAAUGAAUCACAUGUAAUCGCAUUGUCGUGAGAUAUUUGCGCAUGGGUCUGCAGUUGUUUCUGCGUGGGAUUGAUAAAUGAGUUCUCAUGUGGUUUAUUAUUGGAGUUUAAAGCCAAUGAUUUCAGAUGAUAUUACUGUGAGACUUUCUGUGGAUUAAAAGUUUUGGCCUUGGCUUAAAAAUGCAAUGCACUGAAUUAAAUAAUCUGCCGAAUAGAUAAAUAAAAAUAAUAAAUGUUUCAUUCAGCUUCUGUUAAAUUCAUUGAAAAUUAAGUUUAUAAUAUGACUGUCUGUCUCCCCCUUUCACAGCUUUGAAAUCCUUUUUCAUAUAUACUGUUGUUCACAGAAACCUGGGGCUGGAAAACACAAGAAGAUUUCUGACAAUAUUUACGAUUUGCGAUCAGAGUGGCCCGACGUGCUUCCGAACAGAUCCAGACGCUUACCACGGGAAAAUCUGAUAAGAUAAUCGGUUCUACUACGAAGACAAUCCGGACUUUGCCUAGGAUUGUCAUAAGGGGGAAAAUCAGAUCAUGACGCACGCAUCCUGAGGGAGAGCGCACUGGCAAACAUUGUUGAUGAUGGAUGUGAUGUGCUGUAAAUCAGUAGGAACUGAUCUGUCCAUGCUGGAUAUUGAUGAUUUCAUCACAGAAAUCUCUCAGCUGAAGAAAGAGGUGGCGUUACUGGAGACAAAGCUGAGGUUAAGAGGAGAUGAAGGACUGAAGAGAGAGGACUCCGAGCUCAGUCUGACUUUACUCUGUUAUACUGAGUCAAAGCCCACAGACGCUCAGGACACUACAGUGUGUGACAGUAAUCAGGGCUUACAGGAUGAGGAAUCUACUGAUCAAACCUCCACAGAGUCUCUGGAUUCUGUCUGGAACGCUGGAGAACAGCAGCAGCAGAUCCUGCAGACCAAACUCAAGAUGUGUUCAGUCAAACUCAACGACUGCUCGAACCUCACGAUGGAGAUCAAAACUGAACCCACAGCAGAUGAAGAUCACACUACGGAAGAUGACAGUCAUGAUGAUGCUUUUAUUUCUUCAGAUGUGAAGAGUGAAUCAUUUUUGGAUGGAGAAAUAACAUCCUCAACAUCAGAAGAGAGACUGACAGCACAAACUCAAGAGAAAAAACUUCAUUCAGAAGAGCACAGAGAGAAGAAGAAGAAGUUUCACUGUAAACAGUGUGGGAAGGAUUUUGUCUUCUUAUCUCAGCUAAAAGUUCACAUGAGGACACACAGUGGUGAAAAGCCUUUCUACUGCAAUGAAUGUGGCAAAUAUUUCCGCAGAAAACAAACUCUUCGUGUUCAUCAGAAAAUUCACACAGGAGAAAAACCAUACGAGUGUCCUCACUGUGAGAAGAGAUUCAGCCACAAACCUUAUCUGAAGGCACAUGUGCUUAUACACACCAAUGAGAGACCGUAUCAGUGCAGUAAAUGUGAAAAAACCUUUAAGUAUUUCGGUUCAUUAAAAAAACACCAGAAAAUUCACUCUGAGGAGAAACGCUAUCAAUGUUCACACUGUGAUAAAGUUUUCAGUCAUGAAUCUCAUCUGAUAAUCCAUGAGAGAGUUCACACUGGAGAGAAACCUCAUCGCUGUGAUGUCUGUGGGAAGAGUUUCAGCCAACAUUACAAUUUAGUGUCACACCUGAGAACUCAUACAGGUGAAAGACCUUACAAAUGCUUUCAGUGUGAGAAGACGUUUACUCAGUCAUUUUCCUUAAAAACCCAUAAGAGAAUUCAUACUGGAGAGAAACCUCAUCACUGUAGUGUUUGUGGGAAGAAUUUUAAUCAACGUGAAAAUUUAGUGAGACAUCAGAGAAUUCAUACAGGUGAAAAACCUUACAAAUGCUCUCAGUGUGAGAAGACGUUUAAUCAUUCAAGUAUCCUAAAAGUCCAUGAGAGAGUUCAUACUGGGGAGAAACCUUACGUCUGCUCGAUCUGUGAAGAGAGAUUUGCUUCUUUUAGAAGUCUUCAGCGUCAUCAGAAGAAAAAACAUACUGAAGAACAAACUACACUGAAAUCAUCAUACAGGGAAUUAGUCAAGGAGUGUGUUUGUUUAUCCUCAGUGUUUUUCUCUCUUGAGUGUUUUAUUGAGUGUAAACAGAGUCUUGUCUCUGUGUAUUUUAGUGUUAAUGAUGAGAUGGAUGUGAUGUGUUGUAAAUCAGUAGGAACUGAUCUGUCCAUGCUGGAUAUUGAUGAUUUCAUCACAGAAAUCUCUCAGCUGAAGAAAGAGGUGGCGUUACUGGAGACAAAGCUGAGGUUAAGAGGAGAUGAAGGACUGAAGAGAGAGGACUCCGAGCUCAGUCUGACUUUACUCUGUUAUACUGAGUCAAAGCCCACAGACGCUCAGGACACUACAGUGUGUGACAGUAAUCAGGGCUUACAGGAUGAGGAAUCUACUGAUCAAACCUCCACAGAGUCUCUGGAUUCUGUCUGGAACGCUGGAGAACAGCAGCAGCAGAUCCUGCAGACCAAACUCAACAUGUGUUCAGUCAAACUCAACGACUGCUCGAACCUCACGAUGGAGAUCAAAACUGAACCCACAGCAGAUGAAGAUCACACUACGGAAGAUGACAGUCAUGAUGAUGCUUUUAUUUCUUCAGAUGUGAAGAGUGAAUCAUUUUUGGAUGCAGAAAUAACGUCCUCAACAUCAGAAGAGAGACUGACAGCACAAACUCAAGAGAAAAAACAUCAUUCAGAAGAGCACAGAGAGAAGAAGAAGAAGUUUCACUGUAAACAGUGUGGGAAGGGGGGUUUUGUCUUCUUAUCUCGGCUAAAAGUUCACAUGAGGACACACAGUGGUGAAAAGCCUUUCUACUGCACUGAAUGUGGCCAUUACUUCAGAACCAAAGCAAAUCUUGAUGUUCAUCAGAGAAUUCACACAGGAGAAAAACCAUACGAGUGUCCUCACUGUGAGAAGAGAUUCAGCCACAAACCUUAUUUAAAAAAACACAUGCGUUUACACACUAAUGAGAGACCGUAUCAGUGCAGUGAAUGUGAAAAAACCUUUAAGGAUUCAGGUUCAUUAAAAUUACACAAGAAUAUUCACUCUGAGGAGAAACACUAUCAAUGUUCACACUGUGAUAAAGUUUUCAGUCAUGAAUCUCAUCUGAUAAUCCAUGAGAGAAUUCACACUGGAGAGAAACCUUACAUCUGUGAUGUCUGUGGGAAGAGUUUCAGUCAACAUUACAAUUUAGUGUCACACCAGAAAACUCAUAUCGGUGAAAGACCUUACAAAUGCUUUCAGUGUGAGAAGACGUUUACCCAGUCAUUUUCCUUAAAAACCCAUGAGAGAAUUCAUACUGGAGAGAAACCUUACUACUGUAGUGUUUGUGGGAAGAAUUUUAAUCAACGUGAAAAUUUAGUGAGACAUCAGAGAAAUCAUACAGGUGAAAAACCUUACUACUGUAGUGUUUGUGGGAAGUGUUUCAGUCAAAAUUACAGUUUAGUAAAACACCAGAGAACUCAUACAGGUGAAAAACCUUACUACUGUAGUGUUUGUGGGAAGAAUUUUAAUCAACGUGAAAAUUUAGUGAGACACCUGAGAACUCAUACAGGUGAAAAACCUUACAAAUGCUCUCAGUGUGAGAUUACGUUUGCUCGGUUAAGUACCUUAAAAGUCCAUGAGAGACUUCAUACUGGAGAGAAACCUUACCACUGUAAUGUUUGUGGGAAGAGUUUCAGUCAACAUGGCAAUUUAGUAUCACAUAAGAGAACUCAUACAGGUGAAAAACCUUUUAAAUGCUCUCAGUGUGAGAAAACGUUUAAUUCUUCAAGUAUGAUAAAAGUCCAUGAGAGAGUUCAUACGGGAGAGAAACCUUACGUCUGCUCGAUCUGUGAAGAGAGAUUUGCUAAUGUAGGACCUUUUAAGACUCAUCAGAAAAAACAUGCUGAAGAACAAACUACACUGAAAUCAUCAUAGUUUCUUAAAGAUAUUUGACAUGAAUGUUUAACACACUAGAACAAAAACAAUUGUUUUCUAUAAAUGACAUUAAAUGAGGUUAUUUGCACCACAAAAAAGAUAAAAAAAAUUGAAAAAUUUUCCCUCUUUUGCCCAGGUCGAACAAUGAGAUCUGAUCAUAACGUCACAUUCCCAGAGCCUCUGGUGUAUCUCAAAAGAGUGAGACGUUGCGGUACAGCACACAAAACUAUAUUUACAGCGCAUGCAAUCACACCAUUGAAACAUUUACGAAACUUUCAGAGUGAUCGAAGGACAUCCUGAAAUACAAAUGAAAACGAUCAAGAUACAGUUUCAACUCUUGUAUCAAUCUAAUGAACUCCCCCUGCUCUUCUCGUUCCUGAAGAAUGGAGCGUAACCAAUAACGAACAUUCUAAUGGUUUUAUUGGGAAUUUUAUUGGUUCUAAUGGAAUAUGGCCCAAAACACACUACACUCCUAUUGGUAUUUUAAUGGAAACCAUUAGAAUUUUCUGUAAUGUUUUAUUGUUUUUUUCAGCAGGGGUACACAGAGUCGUAGUUGAAUGACAAGGGGAAAUAUCGCAUUCAUAGUCGCAGGCGAUUCAUCCGUGAUUAUGAAUGCGAUAUUUCCCCGCUUAUCAGUGAGCUACGGCUCUGUGUAGUAAAUGCCGCUCCAUCUGAAAGCAGCUGAUGGUGAUUUAUUACUACUCCAGGAACGGCUUUACUGACGAGAUGCACGUGACAAUCGCAUGCGAUUAAUUGUGCAGCCUAAUGUCAUGAGAAUGUUGUGAUGUCCACUGUCAGCAUUUGGUAUAAUAACACCUCCUCAUUUUAGUCAGAGCAUCGGAAAUACAACUAAGAUUGUUCAAUAAAACAUCUUUAUUAUAAUCAAA
Messenger RNA from Paramisgurnus dabryanus, 6212 nucleotides. The record is from RefSeq and is a predicted model, not a curated record. NCBI's taxonomy places the organism in Eukaryota, Metazoa, Chordata, Actinopteri, Cypriniformes, Cobitidae.